AUGGUUUACAACUACAAGCGCAAGGGACAUCGGCAGUCAUGGGAUCCUGGAAACAUGCAAAAGGCAAUAGAUGCAGUGAAGGGAGGUAUGGCAUUUUUAACAGCUGCGACCACAUACAAAGUGCCAAGGAACACUUUGAAGAGGAGAGUGCUGGAGAAGAACAAGAGAGCUACAGGACACAAAAAAGUAUUUGGAGGUUUUAAUUCCGUCUUUACUAAGGAACAAGAACUAGAAAUAUUCAAUCAUCUACUCUUACUGGAGACUAGAUUUUUCGGUAUGACUGUUAAGGAUCUUCGAAGUGCAGCAUAUGAACUUGCUGAGAAGAACAAACUUUGUCACACUUUUAACAAAGAGUCCAGGAUGGCUGGAAAAGGUUGGAUCGCCGGUUUCCGCAAACGCCAUCAACAGUUAACUCUAAGGGAACCUGAGCAAACUUCUGCAGCUAGAGCAAGUGGGUUUAAUAAGAUUUCUGUUAAGAAAUUUUUUGAUAUAUUAGUUGAGGAAAGGUCCAAACAUAAUUACACAGCCCAUCGAAUUUUCAAUGUGGAUGAGACAGGACUAACUACAGUCCAGUCCAAAAGCUCUAAAGUUUUAGCAUUAAGAGGCAGGCGGCAGGUUGGAUCUUUGACCUCAGCUGAGAGAGGGGUUUUGUGUUCUUUGGUAAUGUGCAUGUCAGCUGGGGGCUCCUACAUUCCCCCCUACAUCAUAUUUCCCCGCCUACGGAUGAAGGCUGAACUGACGGAUGGAGCUCCACCUGGAACUGCAUUCACCUGCCAUCCAUCUGGGUGGAUGCAGACAGAACUUUUUGUACAGUGGUAUAAUCAUUUUCUGGUACAUGCCAAACCUACAAAAGAUGACCCAGUGUUAUUAAUACUUGAUGGGCAUUCCACUCAUACAAAAAACAUUGAGUUCAUUCAACUGGCCAGAGCUAAUCAUACGUCUGUAAUGUGUCUACCACCUCACUGCACACACAAGUUGCAGCCCCUAGACGUGUCAUUUAUGGGGCCCCUGAACACUUUUUAUGUUCAGGCAAUCGAGAGAUUCUUAAGAAACAACCCUGGACGUACAGUAACUCAAUACCAAGUGAGUCGUCUUUUUGGGGAAGCGUACAUGAAGGCUGCUGUUCCACUUAAUGCUGUAAAUGGAUUUAGGAAAUGUGGCAUUGAGCCCCUCAACGAACACAUUUUCACAGAAGACGAAUUUGCUGCAGCAGAAGUAACGGACCUACCACUUCCAGACGGACCAACGGACUUGCCAACAACAGGAGGUCUAAAUUCUACAGAUCCACUACCCUCUACUAGCAACGCAGUUCCUUCUCUGCAAGCUGUAUCACCAAGCAGUUACACCACCAAUCUUGAUGAAAAGUAUGAUCCACAACCUGGGACAUCAUUUGCUAUAAGCCCUAAAGAUAUUAUCCCUCUUCCUUGUGUAUCUGAUGAGAGUCGUAGGAGAAACUGGACGUAA
This is a messenger RNA of Homalodisca vitripennis (glassy-winged sharpshooter), 1464 nucleotides long. RefSeq names its product MFS-type transporter clz9-like. The transcript has a single exon. Gene Ontology annotation, cellular component: nucleus. Gene Ontology annotation, molecular function: DNA binding. The record is from RefSeq and is a predicted model, not a curated record. The coding region runs from base 1 to 1464 and encodes 487 amino acids. Lineage: Eukaryota; Metazoa; Arthropoda; Insecta; Hemiptera; Cicadellidae.